GCCGAAACCUCCCAUCCUCACCAUCUGCGCUUAUCUUCAAAGGCCAUGUAGGUGAACCUCAACGCCCAACAUGAUCCCGCCGAGCUUGACGUCGCGGCGCAAUUGGGCAACGCCCAUGGACUGGGAAUCCUAUCGCGCCCGCAUCAUAAAUCUCUAUAUCGAUCAAAAAAUGCCGUUGAGGUCAGUCAUGCAGCACAUGCGUGACCGGCACCAUUUCCACGCCACCGAGAAAAUGUAUAAAAUGCAUUUCGUACGAUGGCGCGUCCGCAAGAAUUUCAAAAAGUGGGAGAUCGACGACCUCGUUCGUCACCAGCAACAGAGUCAGCCCCCUCUAGAGCUUGGUAAAACUCAUCGUUGUCAGCUUUUAUCAACAUCUUGUCGUACCCCAUCACCAGACCCCCCCAUCUCAAUCCUCUUCCCCCUUUCGACACCCGAAACACUGCACCAACCCGAGCACUUCAUGCGCCUCACAACACAAUACAUAACCUGGGGUUUCAACUCGGGCUCCUGGCAGGCCAACCCGCCCCCCCUCGUCAUGUCAGCCAGUUAUGUCCAGUUCCGCGCCUGGUUCGACGACAUCAUCGUCGGCAAACAACUUCUCCUCCUAGGCAACACCAAACAAGCCUUCGCCGUCUUCCAGUCCUCCACCGAUAAGUAUGCCCGCAUCGUCCUGGGGAAGAACCCUCGUCUGAUGAUCUACACUUACAUCACCGCUCUAUUCCUCAUUGACGUGGCGCCUGAUUUGGUCAGGUCUAUUAUCAAUCAUGCAGUUGAUCUAUGCCGCGUUGUCCAUCCGAAUCCCGCGCACCCAUUGAGGCUGUUGAUGGAAUUGAUGACCAGGACGAGCUUUGCUGAUUUUCGGAGGAGUGCGCGACAUGUGCUGCACUGCUACUUUCAUCAGAUUGAAGCCAACGUGGAAGCAUCUACUUGGAACACGAAAUGCGUCACGAAGCUGCGCGCGCCGAUAUCGAAUAUUUUGGCGACUGAGGGGCUGCUUGACUUUGAGCAGGCGGAGUGCACAUUGAAGAUGGUACUUCGGAGGAGCUGCAAGGAGGGUCAUACUGCCGAGCCAGUUGACGAAUUCAAUCUGACUCUGCUCCAGACCAGGCUUGAUCUUGCGAGUUUAUAUCUGCGAUGGGCGAAACUCGACGAGGCACAUACGAAUAUUGCUGAAGCAGUUGAUUCGGAGGAGAUACGGAAACACCCCUUUUGCGUCGUUCAGGCGUGUCUCUUGCUUAUAUCCAUCGCCCGUAAGCAGGGCAGCCAGAAACGGGUCCUUAGCCUGGUCCCCAAGGUUGCUAAACUCUGUCUGCAACAUGGCAGAGAAUCUGACGGAGUGACUGUCACUGCAUUGAAUAAUCUGGAGUCGUACUUGCGUGAGGUUGGUCAAAUCAAAGAGGCAGAUUGUAUCAGCCGCGAUCUAGACGCUGUCGCGACGGCGUCAUUGUAUACGGCAAAGCUUCCAUUCAGGCUUGCUAGUGCGAUGCUUCCAGUAGAAAGAGAAACAAAUAUUCUAGAGGCAGGUAUGGGAGGGGCCAUCAUACAUGAGGGAUACGAUAGAGACAGGAGCGACGAACCUCCUACGAGGUACUCGUGUUCACGCUCUCCGAAGGAGGAAAACUUGCAUUAAUCAUAAUUCUCGUCAAUAUAAAGGCAAUUAACGAACUGACCGAUGUUGUCUAAAGCACGACAUCGUUCCUCCCUCAACAGUAAUACUUAAUUCAUAAACCC
Pseudomassariella vexata is the source of this 1731-nucleotide messenger RNA. RefSeq names its product Clr5 domain-containing protein. Lineage: Eukaryota; Fungi; Ascomycota; Sordariomycetes; Amphisphaeriales; Pseudomassariaceae. The transcript has 2 exons. The coding region runs from base 71 to 1630 and encodes 519 amino acids. The record is from RefSeq and is a predicted model, not a curated record.